Triticum turgidum subsp. durum (durum wheat) is the source of this 1164-nucleotide messenger RNA. The record is from the annotation of a GenBank genome assembly. NCBI's taxonomy places the organism in Eukaryota, Viridiplantae, Streptophyta, Magnoliopsida, Poales, Poaceae.
AUGGCCGCGUCGGGAGGCUCGUCCGGCGGGUGCACAUGGCCGGACCUCCAGCCGGAGAUGUUGGGCGUCGUGCUCUCGCGGCUGCCGUCGCACGGCGACCGCGUCCGCUUCGCCGCAGUCUGCCGCCCAUGGCGCUCCAGCGCGCGGCUGCUGCGUCCGCUACCCCCGCUGCUCCCGUGGCUCGCCCUCUGCGACGGCACCUUCCUCAGCCUCCCCGACGGCGCCGUCCACCGCCUGCCCGUUGCGGACGACGGCGUCUCCAUCCGGGCCUCCACCGGCAGCAGGCUCUUCCUCGUGCACGGCGACGACGAGUGCUCCCUGACGAACCCUUCCCCGGUAACGACGACCCCUGUCCCUGAGGCCGCCGGCUGGUUCCGAGAAAACCCGACCGUCCUGAAGGUGUUAAUGUCCGAUCACCUCGUCGCCGCCCUGGUGGAGUCCAAAGGCAUCUACGGUUCCACGACCACGAAAGUCAUCAUCUCUACCCGUGGGCAGCCAUGGGACACCACGAGGUGCUCCACGACGGAGUGGGCGGCGCCUGAAGACAGCUUCGCCAUAGAUAUUGCGCUCUUCAAAGGAAAGCUCUGCGUCCUCCUCGACACACGAGCAGACAACCAUCCAGGGACGCAUGAGCUUCGUGUCCUGGACGACGGCCACGAGCAGACAACCAUCCAGGGAACCCCAAUCGCCGGGUUUGAGGACGACUUUGAUCCUUAUGAGACUGACGCGUACGGGCAGCGGCACUACCUCGUCGUCUCCGGCGAUCGGCUGCUGAUGGUGCAACGAUGGAUCAACCUGCCGCCAAUAUUUCCAAUCGACUCGGGGAUCGAGAAGCGGACUCGACUCUUCAAGGUCUUCCAAGCAACGGGCCUGAGCAGCGGCUGCGGACAAUGGACCGAGGUCGAUAGGUUGACAGGGUGCGCGCUCUUUGUCAGCGAAGGCUGCUCGGAGUCUCUCCCAGCCGGGGGUCAAUCUAGCGGCGUCGGAGUUCGAGAAGACUGCAUCUACUUCAUGAACGGCGACACUUGUGAGAAUCCCUUUCCAGACUCCGGCGUGUACAACAUGAGAGACCAGACAGUGGCGCCGUUGCUGCCGGCGACGGUGGCGGUGCCCGCAGCCGGCUACGGUCCAUGGUCUCCAACUUGGCUUUUCCCAGAGACUUGA